Molecule: messenger RNA, 7682 nt
Organism: Cladocopium goreaui
Lineage: Eukaryota; Dinophyceae; Suessiales; Symbiodiniaceae
Source: the annotation of a GenBank genome assembly
AUGCACGACCCGCGCCUCCUCGCGCUUGUCCAAUCGUGGCAAGGGCGCUACAUUGUGGAGAACCGAGCCUGGGAUGGGAAUGAUGGUUACUUGGGGGGCAAGAAGUGCCCAUCAGCUAUCGGAUUUCAAGGCCAAAACGCCGUCAUUCGAGACACCAAGAUCAUUGAGCGGCAACUGGUCAAACAAGCCCAGACCAUCCGAAAGUGGUCCUGUUCCACCCAGUCCUACGCGGGGUUCAAGCCCUUCACUUCGCUCAUUGAAGCGAGUGAACCACUGUUGGAGCCAGAAACACCCUUAGAUCGUCAGAUGCUGAUGCUAUACCAUGCUUCCUUGGAGCUUACUGAGGUUGGGGUCAGCACAGUAAUGGCUCCCACAGUGGCGCGGCGCUUCAAAACAGCAUUGGAAGUGGUCGAGACAAGUGAGCUCAAUGGUUUGGAUGAAGUGCCGGACCCUUUCUACGAGGACUUGUUCAAAGAAGCCAUGGAGGCUUACACCAUCCAUGGUCGAAUGGAAUCCAUCGUGUGUGAGAUGGAACUCCUGAUCGAUGGCGUGUUAAAGGUCCUGGACGACGAGGGGGACCAUGACUUCGACAUCCUGACGGGCAAGGUGAUUGGAGUUGGCUUAGCUCCAGAUGAGGAUGAACAGAAGACCAACCGAAUCAUGGAGCGUGUCUUCAGUCUUUUGGCCGCCCUGUCGGAGGAAGCCAAGAGCUUCAACUACAUGGCGUGGUUGCAGGCGAUGGGCGAAAGCGACAUGGAGGUCACGGAGCUGGUGGAGGAGUUCAUCAACCAGAAACAGGAGAUUCGGAAGCUCCUUUGGAUUUCCAAUAUCGAAGCCGAAGAAUUUCUCACCAGCCGCCUCUUAACGGCUGCCAUGACCUUCGCGAGGUUGUUCGACAAGAUGCGCAAAGCUGCCGAUGAGUUUGAAGAGUUCUUGUUGAAGCAGUAUCAAGAAGAAGGACACUAUGGCUACUACAAAGUGAAGCAGGCCUUUCAGAAACAGGCCGAGGAGCGGAAGAGGUGGGCCCAGCGUCUCCUAGAGACAAAGGAAGCUUGCAAGAGGGAGGCGCACGAGAGUCAUGGCAAACGCCUCGAAGCUCAAAUCGAGAUGAGGCCCGAUGCAUCCGACUGGCGUGAGCGAGAGGCCGAGAAGGAAGUGGAACCUCCACCGGUGAGUGGUUUACCAAUCUCCGACCGCAGCCGCAAGAGCCGCUUGCAGACCCAGUCGCCGCUGAAGUCGGCCAGCGCCUCCCCGAUGGCCAUGGCCAUGACAGCCACGCCCUCCGCGCGGCGCUCCUCGUGGAGCACCAAGCGGAGUACCCACAUGGAAGAGCAAAUCAUGACGCUGCUGGGUCACGCUCGACAGCAUUUGGACGACUUGCAAAUCCUGGCGCAGGAGCAGAAGGUUAGAGAGCAGAAAGCUUAUGAAUUGUUGCUGCGCAUGUUGAUGAAGAGUCGCGUCUUGGAACGUCGGAAGCUUCGGAAAGCCACCAACAUUUCGCAACGCGUCAACUCGUUGAUGCCUGGGCGCUUUGUCGUCAUGCACCGAACCAAGUCCUGGUCGGAAUUGGAGGACUUUAGCGUGACUAGCUCCUUGUUGCAACAACAAGCCGUUUGUAAAGAGCUCAACGACCUCACUGUUCAGGUGGAGCUGAAAGAUAUUUGGACGGGCGUGGAGGGGAAGUAUCUGCUGAAAAAGAAGCCGAAACCAAAGAAGCAGGUGCUGAAAAGUCUACAGACCCAAGAGGCGAAAAUGGAGGCGGAGGCCAAGAGCAAACUAGGAACCCUUUGGGGCAAAGCCCGGGAGUCCGUCGCCGCAGGCAGCGCAGUGAGUGCCAUCCUGGGCAUCCAAGCCACGAAGGAGGCGGACGCCACGGCGGCCCGGGAAGCGCAGCUGCGAGCGGAGGCUGAGGCGCACGCACAGCAGCAGGCGGAGGCAACCGCAGCUUGGGAGCAGGCAGAGGUGCCUUUACGGCUGACGGAGUAUGAGGAUGAUAUUGAGGACUUGUACAACUUCCCGCCGCAUUUCUCGUUGGUGGACGUGCAACUCUUGUUGAGCGAUGCCGCAGUGACGCGAACGGAGAAGCUGAGGGAACUGCGACAGGAGAUUUCCAAAGUGGUGCAGCACAUUGGAGCAGAGUAUGGCAGAGAAGCUUGGGAAUACAACGCGCAGACGCUACAAGCCCAUUCCAACUACAACCCCUGGGCGGCCCUGAUGCCCGUGGUGGAGAAGGAGAUGAUGAGCCUGGGAGAAAGUGGCCGUUUCUUCUUGUCUCGUCAGGAUGCCGCCAAUCUUCAGGAUUUGAUGCGUUUGAUGCGCGGCGUCAAAUCGCAGCUGGCUGUCGAGACUGCAAACCGCUCGCACUUCGAGGAUGAGGAAGAUCGCUGGACCUUUGUCUCGGAGGAUCAAAUCCGUGGACUGACCGAACAGCUUCGGCACCUCCAUUUGACUCUGAAUGAACGCAAGCAGAAGGCAGCCAAGUUGGACGUUCGAGCCGAGUUGACCCAGGAACUGGCACAUCUCCAUCCCGAGUUGCGUAGCACCUACGGCCUGGUGCAGAAGCAAAAGCCGCCAAAGCCGGAGGAGGAAGAGGAGGAGGAAGAACAAGAUGAUCGUGCGGAUUCCUUCAAGACCUUUUUGUUCGCGCUGAAGUUCAAACACAAAAUGUCGGAAGCGCAGACUGCCACCAAGUUACGAGAGACGAAAGUGCAGUUGCAAGCAACCAUUGCCAACGCACAGAAGAUGAUGGGGGAAGACUACGAGGGGACGAAGAAACUGGAAGACGAGAAAGAGUAUGCGCAGACGCAGGUGCACUACAUGAGGCGUUUGCACGUGCACAUCCAGAUGAAUGAAAGUGCCACCUAUCAGUUGAAGCAGCUCCGCAGUGAACGCUCUUUGAAAAAGGCACAGCUGAAAGCUGCAGGAGUGGAUGUGGGCGACGAUGAAGGCGACCACAGAGGUUUGGCAAACGCCGGGGCGACGACGCCGUCGCCACGGGGGAAAGGCAAGAAGGCCAAAGGCAGCCGCAAGGGCACGGCCACGGCGGGCUCUGCGGGCUCUGAGAAAGGCAGCCCCAAACGAAGCGCCCGUAGACUGUUGGAAGAUCAGAACCUGCUCCCGCACCCGCCGGAAGUUUUGAGAGAUUGCCGUUCUGACUGUGUAGCACGAGUGCCAGCUGCUUUACAAGGGCACUAUGAUGAUGUUGCUGCUGGUGUAUCCUCUGUGAAGCGGGUGAUGCGACGCGUUCGAGACCACGCCCAAGAAAGCGGACCUGCAUCAGUUCAUCAACACACAUUUGCACUUGCUUCUAAAUCUGGCAAGAACGAUGUUCGGGAUUUCUGGAGAUCAGCAGAUAUCCCUGUGGAGAUUGAGGAGGUGCGGGUCCCUGUGUUUAACCCAAAGCUACCUGGUAAGGUCUCUGUGGAACUGUACCCUAUGGUCUACCCACACAGAAUUUUAGCCUAUCUUUUCAACGAAGUGGAGCUGGAGAUGCCUAGUUGUGACGUCCAGACAUUCUGGAACCAUUCGCGCACCUUGGGUGAACCGUGGGCAUGUGCUCACCCUGCCACAGAGUGGCAUGUGCCAGUAGGGUUGCAUGGGGACGGAGCAAAGCUUUGGACUCAAUACCGUGUAGAAAAAUAUGUUGCUGUGUGGCUAAAUCUGCCACUGUUUAGACCGAGAUCGAUCCGUCACAGCCGAUUCUUGCUUUUUUCGAUGCCAAAACACAAAAUGGUGAAGAACCGGUCCCUCAAUGUGUUCUGGCGCAAAGUAUGUUGGUCUUUAAACGCAGCCUUCACUGGACAGAACCCUUCUGUCGGGCCAGGCGGCCUACCUUUAGCCGGAGAACAUCUUGAAAGGGCAGGACAUCCAAUUUGCAAGUCCGAACGGAAGUUUGCUUUGACAGAGCUGCGUGGUGAUUGGGAGUGGCAUCGGGACAUUUGGAGGUUCUGUGCCAGUUGGCAAAGCCAAGUGAUAUGUUUCCGAUGCCCUGCCCUAACUCGGGGCAAUUGGCCAUACGUAUAUUACAACAACUCCUCGACGUGCCGCUGGGACCAAGAAGAGUUCAGUUUGAACCAAUUUGUGGCCCGCCGCCUGAAAGAGAGGCAACUUUGCCCUUUACUGAACAUUCAGGGAUUCCAUCCCGGGCUCCUACGUUUCUGUUCCAUGCAUGCUCUGAACUUGGGCCUACUCUUUGUUUGCAACGCUGGUGGUCUGCUUCUUCUUUGUGAAGAUCUUCAAUACUUCGGCCCUGGUAGCUUAUCAGGCCAAAUGGAUGUUGCCUACAAGGAUUUUCUGGCGUUUUGCUCUGCCAGAAAAAUUUAUCAUUCGCAACCGCCCUUUGUUCCAAAGAUGGUGAAGAAGAAAAACGGCGACGAACUUUUCACUGCCAAGGCCUACAAUGGAAGGGUGAUUCUGAGCUGGCUGAGUCAUACUCUAUUACUGGCAUUGCAGCACCACCCAAAUCAUGAGAUUCUUCUUCUUACCAGUUCUGCAAUGAGCGAUCUGGUGAAAUGGUUCAGGAUCAGCGAAAGCCAUGGCCGCUAUUUGACGCAAGCAGUUGCCCAAGAGCUUCACGACACUGGAAUGCGAUUUCUGGACACCUACACUGUCCUUUGUGUGGAACACAUCAGGAUGGGAAAAGUCCGAUGGCAAAUGCGUCCAAAACACCAUGUUUUUGCACAUUUGUGCAAAGAUGCAUUACGGUGGAGAACCAACUGCCGAAUGUACCACACAUUUGUAGAUGAAGAUGCUAUGAGGUGGCUCAAAGGUGUUGCAGCUAAAGCUCAUCCUCGGCGUCGCCAUCUAUGGCUUCUAAAAUGUGCAAAAUUGAGGCUUCUCACUAUGAAGUACCGCGUAGAUCGGAAAAGGCCUCAGCCACGCGCUUCCUGGCUGGCGAAGGCUUCGCAGGCCGCCUCUCAAGCGUUGGCGCUGCCUGACUCGACCGAAGGCCGGCGCACCCCAAGUCCGCGCCAGAGUCCGCGCCCGUGGGGCGCCCCGGGACCAAGGAUAUCACCGAGGUCGACCUUGCCUCAAAUUGGCGAAGACACUGUUGCCUCCGUUGGCCGUGCCUCUGUUUUCUUCAAAGAAGACCAUUCUGACCGGUCCCGGUCGUCCUCGGCAUCCUCGGGCUUUUUCGCCAGGCCCACUUUGAAGAAGCGCAACACCAUCGACCAGCGGAAGGAACAGUUCAACCGUCUCUUCACCCAGACCAUGCAGCGACGCCUGCGGACGGCCACGGACAAAGGCGCGGCGCUGAUCUUCCGCAAGUCACUAGCAGACGCCAGCAAGUCCCAACAGAUCACUCACAAGAUUUUGGAGUCGAAACGUGUGGAUUUGCAGAACCUCUUGCGUUUGACGUUGCAAAGAUUUGGCAUCAAGACCAAUCAGAGGAUCCAGUCAGCCAAAGAGCAGCACGCGCGCUGGGAAGGUGAGGUGGCCUACUUGGUGGACAAGUUGCGCCGAGGGCAGGGUAUGGCAGCCUUCUGGCAAGAUCGCUAUGAUGGCUGGCUGUCGCAGAUGGAGGGCCUGUUUGGUCAGUCCGUGUUCGAUGCCUUUGUCCACGCGGAUCGGACAUCGGAUCGGGAACAAUGGUCCCAGCGUCUGAUGGAAGCUCUGCACGAAGCUUUCGAUCGGAUGAGGGAAGAAACUCCGAGUCUCGCUGUGGACGUGAGUCGCCACAUCGAAGCGCCCGAGGACUCCACAGUCUCUACGGAGCACACCUGGCGCAGCGGCACGGUGAGUUUGGGCGACGCUCACCUGGCCAAACUCAUGCAGAGACAGGCACCGACCAUCGAUGAACCGCGAGCCACGGAGUCGCCAGCGACGCGAGCCACGAAGACCACAUUUACCACGUUGAAGGGCAGGGCUUCCGUGCUGCAGCACAACCUGCCAGCGCCCGAAGCAGAGCUGGUGCGGCCGCCGCCCAUUCCGCCGCGACCCAUGCGGCAGCCAGGUGUCUCCAGUGCUGCCUUGCGUUUGCCGAAAAUGCCCAUCAUCCUGCAGCCUGAAGAUGAAGUUGACUUGCCUGAAACUCACAGCAAGAGCAGUGCCAUCAGCGUCUUCACGUCGCGGCAACUCCCAUCCUGGUUGACGUCCAAGGGACGCGGAGCUCAAUCGAAACUUGACUUGGACCUUGAGCUGGACUCGGACGAAAUCUCGGAGUUGGAGAAGAACCAUGUCAACCUCAAGCGACGUAGGACUGUGCAGCCGUGGUUGGAGUCUGUGGAUUGGAUCGAAGACGUGUCCUACCGAGCGGCUUUGAGGAAUUUACAGAAGCAGUUCUACCGAGGCAAGACUCAAGAGGAAGAGGCUUGGGGAUUUCCGCAAGCGGUUCAACAUCACCGCCAUGAACGGAAGAAAAUCACCAACCCCAGCGCGUUGGAUCGAGUGGCUGAGAGGAACUUGAGCAAAAAGAUGCACGGCUUUAAGCUCCAGGAGCCUCCCGAUGUGGCGUCAAUGGCGUCCCAUCAAUGGCCCGCCAGCCGACCCUGCAAGAGCUUGCGCCGCGGCCGGCCGCGCUCCAAGGCGGAGAAAACAAUGGAAUGCAUUGUGGCGAAUCGGGGUGUGCAUUUUCGUGGCUCACCUGAUCAUUUGCUGUACCAAGAGCCCUCUGUCGCGACAUCUGGAACUGAAGUCACAGAGGUACCGGAGGGCUGCCUGGGCGACUUUCAGGGCGCCAGCGCGCUGCGGCGCCUGCGGCGCUUCCGGCGCAAAAUGCUGGAGCGCUUCGCUGGGGCGGAGGAGGCGUACAACUUUGUGGUGACCAACCCGAUCGGGCUCUUGGACUAUGACACUUUUGGUCAACUUGCGACGCAGAUUAGCUUCACCUUGGACCACACCAGGAUGGUCUGGGAAAGAAUGUGGGAAUUCCUGGGACGAGCUAAUGAGGUGGCGGAGGGGCUGAGGAAGAAUGAAUUUGCGCAUGUUAUGAGCUUUGCCUGCAGCCUGCGGGACCUGACCAGCCUGCGCAUUCGCCUUCAGCUGCGUUACGGAUCUUUGUCAACUUCCUUUGACCAGAACCGAAAGUACCUGGACCCGGACUCCUGGAACGAGUUGCUGGCAUCGGUUGGAGCCUCCAAUGAGGAGGCCAAGAAUUUCUUCAGGGUCAUGAUGGCCAACAGCCAGCGCAGGUCGCCCAAGAUCAGCCGCCGCUUGUUCCUCUUGGUCCUGCGGAAUGCGGAGGGCUUCGUCGCCGCGAGAGGUCUUUUAAAGAACUUGAAACUCAGCAACGAAGCAACUGCAUGGCGCGCUCUCAUGGAGCACGCGCGAAGGACUGCUAAGCACAAAGGGAUCCACCAAGACAACAGCAGAUCCAUCACCGCAACAGAGCUUCAGCAACUGCUGAGUCCGCAGUGCAACGCGCUGCAAUGCGAAGCCUUGCUGCGCAUGGCGCUGGCGAAGCAACAGCGCGAGCGGAGUUCAGGCGCCCUGCGGUUAGAGGAAGUGCUGUUGGUGGCUGUGGCCGGGCUGGGGCAGCGAGCGGAUGAACUGCGGAAGGAACUGGGGCGAGACUAUGACGGAGAGGAUGUGUCCACGAGUUUUGCCACCUUGCUUCGUCAGCCAGGGGCAGUGUCAGCUGGUGCGGCCGGUGCCGGCGCCAGCGCCCUGGAGCGGCUGCGGCGCUCCAUGACGGUGUCCGUGGCCGAAGCGGCCAGGAAACUGCAGAGAGGCCGUGGAAGCUG